Messenger RNA from Styela clava, 2212 nucleotides. Lineage: Eukaryota; Metazoa; Chordata; Ascidiacea; Stolidobranchia; Styelidae. The record is from RefSeq and is a predicted model, not a curated record.
UUGGCAGCGAAAAUACUCAAAACGAUUGAGCCAGUUUGGCUGAUAAAUGGCUAAAAACAGGUCAGAAUCCGUUUCUACUAGCGGGGGUGGAGACGUGCAUGGCCUAUAGUUCACGAUCUAUCCAAGCAAAAAUAAUUUUAAGAUUAGUAUUCUAACCUAUUUUUCAAACCAUUCUGGAUCAUACUGAGAAGCUAGAUAUAUCGGUCUAAAUGUAGCCGAUACUGAUACCGAAAAAUUGGCGGACACCGAUACAUCUCUAACCGUAUAGGUCCACGCGGAAGGUAGUCAUUAGCUCUGUAUUAAAUUACAGUACCGGAAUCAGAAUAUUUCCUUGAUCUAGUGUAGAUUUGUGUGAAAAAUGAUUGCAUGAUGUAUUCGAAAAUUAAAUAAAAUUUGCCGAAUACUAUGUGUCAAUCAAAAGUUGUUUUGAUGUGGUUGUAGAUUUCGAGAAAGUCUGUUCGAACAGCAGAGCGAUCGAUUGGGCAAUAUUUAUUACGUAAUCGCACGAUCUCGCUUGUUCCGUUCUAGAACCACUUGUUUGCUUUUCUCAAACAAACACCGCCAUGAUAGCGCGUAAUACUCUAAAUCUACUCUAUAGUAUUUCUCGGUUAUUUGAGGAAGAUUGUUUUCUCGGUUUUCAUAUAUAAUGGCCGAUAAAACUGUUUUACUUAAUUCUGGGACGAAAAUUCCAGUAAUCGGACUGGGAACGUUUGAAGCAAAGCCGGGGGAAGUUGGAGCUGCAGUAGAGGUAGCAAUCGAUGAAGGAUAUCGACAUAUAGAUUGCGCCCUUGUUUAUGAAAAUGAAACAGAAGUUGGUAGUGCGAUUCAGAAAAAGAUUAAAGAGGGUAAAGUCAAAAGAGAAGAGUUGUUUAUUACAACUAAACCGUGGAUAACUUAUCACGCCGGUCGAAUUCAUGAUUGCUGUGUCAGAAGCUUGAAACGUUUGCAACUCGAUUAUGUUGACCUGUACCUUAUUCACUGGCCAUUCUCGUUUCAGUUCGUUUCUGAAACGGAUCAUUUUCCAGCUGAUAAAGACGGGAAAACGCUAUUUGAUGAAAUAACCCAUUACUCCGAUGUUUGGAAAGAGAUGGAAAAACUGCAACAGAGUGGCCUGGUAAAGGCUAUUGGCGUUUGCAAUUUUAACAAAUACCAGCUUAAGCGGCUAUUAAAGGAUGCCAGAAUAUCUCCGGCCGUUCAUCAGUUUGAAAACAACCCGUAUCUUGAUCAGGAAGAUAUGAUAAAAUUUUGUCAAGCGAACGGCAUCGUUGUUACAGCUUCUAGUCCAUUUGGAUCGCCAGGUCGUCCUUGGCGCCAACCAGACGAACCAAGUUUGCUCGAAAUCCCUCAACUUCAAGAAAUCGCUGAUAAGCAUGGCAAAACUGUGGCACAAGUAAUUGUGCGAUAUCAUAUUGAUCGUGGACUCGUAGUUAUUCCGAAAAGUGUCACUCCUUCCAGAAUCAGAAGCAAUUUUCGAGUUUUUGAUUUUAGUCUGGACGAAAACGACAAACAUUUGAUACGUGGUCUGAAUAAGGAUUUCAGGAGCUGUGGAAUGGAUCCAUUUUCUUCUCAUAAAUAUUUUGCGUUCAAAGAUGAUUAUUCAGAAAGUUGAGAUGUAAUCAUAUGAACCCGAAUACAACAAUUGUAUAGUAAUCCAAAGAAAUGAAGUUUAAUGGACCAUUUUACACACCUUCAUCGUAAUUCAAUUCGAAUUAUACCUGUGAUAGUUUCUAUAGCAAAACUUGAAUCAUAUACGGCUGAACCCGUUAAAACAAACUUAACAAUUGUUUUCCUACAACUCUGAAUGUAGGCAAUUUAUUCAGAUUCAUAAUUUGACAAUCUUUAUCAAAUAAAAAUUUCAGAAAUAAUUCAAAUUUUCGUGUAAAUCUGAAUGCAUUUACUUUAUGUUAUUUGACAUUUAUGAGACUAGCAAUUCGCAGUAAAGUUUGAGGGGAACUAGUUUAUGUUUUAAAUAGCCAAUCAGUUAUAGCCGAUAUGAGUUCGAUUCGGAUCUUGGCAAAAUUGAAUAACGAAAAACUGCCAACAGGCAACUUUGUCCCCCCUCCAUCAUCUGGUAGUGCGGUAAUGGCUGCAUGCUUAGGCCACUGAGUAAUAGAUGUGAUGAUAUUCAUACAAGUUGGGCUUGUUACGGUUGUCUUCUCAAAUACUUUAGUAAAUGUGGAUAGGCGUAUAAUAUAAACACAUCGAUAAUCUG